Molecule: messenger RNA, 1415 nt
Organism: Chaetomium fimeti
Lineage: Eukaryota; Fungi; Ascomycota; Sordariomycetes; Sordariales; Chaetomiaceae
Product: Pyruvate/Phosphoenolpyruvate kinase-like domain-containing protein
Exons: 5
Coding region: 62-1201 (379 amino acids)
Cellular component (GO): cytoplasm
Molecular function (GO): aldehyde-lyase activity
Source: RefSeq, a predicted model, not a curated record
CUGUCAGCCGAACUCCGCAACGGUUGGUCGACCCCAUCCCCUUUUCCACGGCGCAUUGCUAAUGCGAUCGGAGGAACUCGACGUGGCAUCGCGUCUUCUCCAUAACGCCAUCAUUGAUAUAAAACCCAAGCCAGCCCAUAGCUUGGCCAUAUCUGAUGUUUCUCAUCUUUCUCAACACUGCAACAAUACCCUAUCCACAACAUUUCUCACCCAACAGACUCCAACCUUCAUCAUGUCCGACAAGCCCUUCCCUCAGCAGCCCCAGCUGCACACCACGGCCGAGUUUCGCGCUGCGGUGCUGACUUAUCCUGGGAAUUUCCGCGAAGCUAUCCGUCAGGCCGGGGAGGAUCCCAAGAAGACGCUGCUGGGUGUCGCUCAGGGCAUCCCCAGCGUCUUUCUCACAAAGGUCAUGGCCUCGGCCAAGCCCGACUUCAUCUGGAUGGACGUUGAGCACGCCGUCUUUGACCGCUCGACCCUCUACGACUGCAUCCAUGCCGCCCAACACCACUCCGAAGGCAAGACGAUGGUCGUCUGCCGCAUCCCCAAGCACGAUGAGAUCAGCCUGACCACCGCCCUCGACGCCGGUGCCGCCGGUCUCGUGAUCCCCCACACCGAAACGGCCCAGGACAUCCGAGACAAAGUUAAGGACGCCUUCUACCCCCCCAUCGGCCAACGCUCCUUCAGCCCGUGGACCUUCACUCCCGGUAUCUCCAACCAGUCGCUCUACGCGAACGAUGAGUGGAACAUGAAGAACUCGAACAACCACAUCUGCAUUAUCGCGCAGAUCGAGAGCGUCAAGGGCUUGGAGAACAUCGAGGAGAUCGCGGCCAUGCCCGAGGUCGACGCGCUCAUGUUCGGCCCCGGCGACUUCAGCGCCGACGCUGGCAUCAACUUCACCCUCAGCGCCCCGCCCCCGCAGGAAUUCCUGGAUGCCAUGGGCAAGUUUGUGGCCACGGCCCACAAGUAUAACAAGCCGCUGUUUGGUGCUGCGCAAGGCCCGGCCAUGAUUCCGAUCUUGCUUCAGCAGGGCUACAAGGCCCUGGCCGUGGCGUUUGACGUUUGGGGAGUGGCGAAUAUGGUAAAGGAUGGGAUGAACGAGGCACGGGCCGUGAUUGAGAAGGACGUCGAUGCUCAGGCUGCUAAGGCUGCUGAAGGCACUGUUGAGGUGGCGAAUGGUAAUGGGAAAGCUCCUUCGUCGUAAAGCUAGAGACGAGAGAAGUGAUAGAAGAUAAUACCCCCUCAGCUCGGUUGUAGGACUACACGAAGAAACGGAAGCGUUGUAACACACUCAAGUUCUAUAAAGCAGACCAUUUUCACACAUUCCCACGGGCAUGGAAUGCAUUAGAGACCACUCAUGGCAUUUGGAACACCCCUUUCGGGCGCUAGGUAGUUUAAUACCAACAGAUUUGAGUGUC